This is a messenger RNA of Cinara cedri, 728 nucleotides long. The record is from the annotation of a GenBank genome assembly. Lineage: Eukaryota; Metazoa; Arthropoda; Insecta; Hemiptera; Aphididae.
AUGACGGAUCAUGGAUUUAGCGCCUUAUUUGUACCAAAUCAAGGGUAGCAUCUGUCAAACACACCACUAUUCCUCGAAUUGAGCUCAAUGCAGCAGUAUUACCAGCUCAACUUACUAGUAUAGAUGGACAAGCACUAGGGAUAAAUACAUCAAUUUUUUUACUGCUCCAGUAUUGUAUUAACCUGGAUUAACAGAGUGUCCAGGACGCUGGUAACAUAUGUGGGUAGUCAAGUAUCGAAAAUAAACGAUGUCACAAACUUCAAACAGUGGAGACACGUGAGUACAUUGGAUAACUCCGCCGACUUUAUUUCAAGAAGCAUAACGGUGAAACGAUUGACGGAUUCGUAAAUGUGGCGGUCGAGCCUAGAGUUUAUGACAAAAUCUAGGCAUGAGUGGCCAGUUAGUGACGUACCAAUUAUGGAUGAUCCUCCGGAAAUUAAGAGCCAUAAACUUGUAUUUAUCAUGUGUGAAGAGAAGAACCACUUUCUGGAGCGGUAUUCCAAUUGGACACGUUAACGACACGAACGGCGUGGGUUCAACGCUUCAUUUCCAAACUACGAAUGAAGAUCGCAGGCAAAAAAUUUAGCAAGGAAAGUGAGGUUCACUCAUUGAAUUCGUGGUCAUCUUUUUUAACAAUCGGUGAAUUGCAACGAGGAAAAGAAACAUGGUACAAAAUAUCACAACAAAGUGCUUUCCAGCAGAAACUUAAUGACAUCGGCAAACAUUGA